CCCCGGGCGAGGCUGACAGAUCACCGCGGUGGGUGCAAGAUGGCGCAAGCGGCGCUCCCCUUGCGCCCCCGGCGCUCCUAGGCAGGCAUGUGGCCCCAGCCCGCCGCCGCCCGGGCUCGGCCCCGGCCGGAGCCCCGGCCCCGGCCCCGGAGCCGGCCCCGCGGGACGCUGUGAGCCGCCAGAGGCCCCGGAGCCGCCAGUCGCCGAGCCGAGCGGACCGAGAGCCCCAUGGCUGCUCCGCGCGCCGCGCCCCCGCGCAGCCCGCCCGCGCCGCGCCGGCCCCGGCUCCUGCUGCCGCUGCUGCUGCCGCUGCUGCUGUCCGCGCCGAGCGACGGUCUUGGCCACUCGGCUGAACUGGCAUUUGCUGUGGAGCCAAGCGAUGAUGUUGCAGUCCCUGGGCAGCCUAUAGUGCUGGGCUGCAGAGUGGAGGGGACCCCUCCGGUGCGGAUUACCUGGAGGAAGAAUGGGGUGGAGCUGCUCAAGAGUACCCACUCCACCUUGCUGGCCAAUGGGUCCCUGGUGAUCCAUCACUUCCGGCUGGAUCGGGGAGGCAACCCUUCAGAUGAGGGUGACUAUGAGUGUGUGGCUCAGAACCGCUUUGGGCUGGUGGUCAGCCGGAAGGCUCGAAUCCAGGCUGCAACCAUGUCCGACUUCCACGUGCAUCCCCAGGCCACCGUGGGAGAGGAGGGCGGUGUGGCCCGCUUCCAGUGCCAAAUCCACGGGCUGCCCAAACCCCUCAUCACGUGGGAGAAGAACAGAGUCCCCAUCGACACGGACAAUGAGAGGUACACACUGCUGCCCAAGGGAGUCCUGCAGAUCACAGGACUUCGGGCUGAGGACAGUGGUGUCUUCCACUGUGUGGCCUCGAAUGUUGCCAGUGUCCGGGUCAGCCACGGAGCCAGGCUCACCGUGUCAGGCUCAGGCUCCGGGGCCUACAAGGAGCCAAUGAUACUCGUGGGGCCUGAGAACCUCACCCUGACGGUGCACCAGACCGCGGUGCUCGAGUGUGUCGCCACGGGCAACCCGCGCCCCAUUGUGUCCUGGAGCCGCCUGGAUGGCCGCCCCAUUGGGGUGGAGGGCAUCCAGGUGCUGGGCACCGGCAAUCUUAUCAUCUCCGAUGUGACUGUCCAGCACUCCGGCGUCUAUGUCUGUGCAGCCAACAGGCCGGGCACCCGGGUGAGGAGAACAGCACAAGGCCGGCUGGUGGUGCAAGCCCCAGCCGAGUUUGUCCAGCACCCCCAGUCCAUCUCCAGGCCAGCUGGAACCACAGCCAUGUUCACCUGCCAAGCCCAGGGUGAGCCGCCCCCUCAUGUCACAUGGUUGAAGAAUGGACAGGUGCUGGGGCCAGGAGGCCACGUCAGGCUCAAGAAUAACAACAGCACCCUGACAAUUUCUGGAAUCGGCCCUGAGGAUGAGGCCAUCUACCAGUGCGUGGCCGAGAACAGUGCUGGCUCCUCUCAGGCCAGUGCCAGGCUGACCGUGUUAUGGGCUGAGGGGCUGCCCGGGCCCCCCCUCAAUGUGCAGGCCGUCUCUGUGUCGUCCACUGAGGUCCGCGUGUCCUGGAAUGAGCCCCUGGUCAACACCAAGGAGAUUAUCGGCUAUGUCUUGCACAUCAGGAAGGCUGCUGACCCUCCAGAGCUGGAGUACCAGGAGGCAGUCAGCAAGAACACCUUUCAGCACCUGGUGAGCGACCUUGAACCCUCCACUGCCUACAGCUUCUACAUCAAGGCCUACACGCCGAGGGGGGCCAGCUCAGCCUCUGCCCCCGUGCUGGCCAGCACCCCGGGUGAAGCACCCGCCCCACCCCCGUUGUCGGUGCGGGUCCUGGGCAGCUCCUCGCUGCAGCUGCUAUGGGAGCCCUGGCCCCGGCUGGCCCAGCAUGAGGGAGGCUUCAAGCUGUUUUACCGCCCAACAAGCAGGGCCUCCUUCACCGGCCCUGUCCUGCUGCCCGCAACGGUCUCCUCCUACAACCUCAGCCAGCUCGACCCCACUGCGGUGUACGAGGUGAAGCUACUGGCCUACAACCAGCAUGGGGAGGGCAAUGCCACAGUCCGCUUUGUGUCUUUGAGAGGAGCAUCUGAGAGGACAGCCCUGAGCCCACCGUGUGACUGCCGGAAGGAGGAACCCGGCAACCAAACGUCCACCACGGGCAUCGUCAUUGGCAUCCACAUCGGGGUCACCUGCAUCAUCUUCUGUGUCCUCUUCCUCCUGUUCGGCCAAAGGGGCAGGGUCCUCUUGUGUAAGGAUGUAGAAAACCAGCUCUCCCCUCCUCAGGGCCCCCGGAGCCCAAGGGAUCCUGGCCUCCUGGCACUGAAUGGGGCGGGACGGGCAGAGCGGGGCCAGCUGGGCCGAGAUAAGAAGCGUGUGGACGUGAAAGAACUGGAGCAGCUGUUCCCCCCAGGUGGGGCAGGGGGGCGGCAGGACCCCAGACCCAUGCAGGAUCCUGGGGACCCUGCCCUGUGCGAGGAGACCCAGUUCUCCAUGCUGCCACUUGAGGGAUUCAGCCUUCUGGAGGAGCUGACGUCAGAAGCCAAGGCACCGUGCGCAGGCCCCGCAGCUGCCCUGCCACCCCGGGACCGAGGCCCAGGCCUCCUCAGUGAAGGACCGGCUACUCGGGCCUCCACAGCACCAGCUGCCCAGCCAGCUUGCUCAGGCCAGUAGCCAGUGUCUGGCAGGCUCCACAGGGGGCAACUCCCCAUUCUCAGGUCAAAGGCAAGAUUUCUCCUGUCAUGUGGGACUCGGACAGGGGCUUCCCAGCAUUUCUGUCCUGACUACCCCUCAGGUUGUCAAGACCUAAGUAGCCUCAGCAGGGGACCCCGCCCCCCCAGAACCUGGAGGGGUUCCUUCGGGAGCCCCUCACCUCUGCCUGGAACCCACAUGACUUGGAACUGAACUAAUGUUUUCCUUUAAAAAAAAAGAGGAAGGCAAAUUAGACUCCAAAAAUACGCCCCUGCUGUGGCUGGGACCCUGAUGCUGUCACCCUCCACUGACCUUGUUUUCUCAGGAUGGAUUUUUGCUGUUUGGCUCUCAGUACCUACCUCAGCCGGAAUGAAUGUUCUUGGGGGAGUUGGGCCAUGGCCUCAGCCCCUGUCCCCAAACAGAGCCCCAAAUGCACUCCUACCUCAAGCCCCUGUAGGGGCACCCCCUUUCCCUCCCCAUAUUGUUGUCAAGAGUUUAAAAAAAAAAAAAAAAAAGCACUUCCCCAUUUCCAGGUGUGAAAGAAAACAUCUACCUCAAGGCUCGCUGGCUGUCCGGGCCUGUGUUGUAUCACUGGACCCUCCUCCUGCGAGGAGGCCAGAGGCUAAGUCACCAAGGGCGGGCCUCUCAGGAACUACAGAGAUAAAGAUGGAAUUGGUCAAAGAAAAUGUGAAAAAAAGCCAAAAAUGAGAGGAAAAUACGUUCCUUGAAGUAUAAAUCGCUCCAAACCAGCCAUCUCCCAGCACGCUGCCGCUGCUCCACCUUGUCUGUCUGUCCACUCCAGUUCUGACCCCCUCAGCCCACUGAUCCUGGGAUCCCGACGAUCCUCUCUCUGCCUGGGCCUGAGGAGCUGCUGGUGUCACCCUGCGGCCGGCCUCCUGUCCUGCCCAGAGCCACGGAGCCCCUGGAGCAUACUGGGCGUGACGGGUGUGUGCGCGCGUGUCAGACAGGGAGAGUUCCCCGGCACGGGUGCCCAGCACUCUAGCCCCUGGGACACAGCCUGUUUGACCUAACCCCUGGACAGUGGAACCACCACUGUCAGCAGAUAUGGCUGGAAGAUAUUUUUAUACAAGGUGUGUUUAAAGAUUUAUGUUCUUGUGGCUUCUUGUUCUUCCUGUUGUGUUGUUUUCAAUAUACUUAAAGGUAGAAAAAAAAAACCCUAGGAAAAAAAAAAAACCCAAGGAAACAAAUACCUAUUUUUGGUUAAUUCAUUUUUUUAAAUAGAAAGCUUUUUUUUUUAAAGGAAAAAAAAAAAAAGAUAAGUGUAUUCCUUAAGUAUGAGAUUAGAACAUAAAGUCCCUGACCCUCACCCCUAAAGUUUAGUUAACUAGCUGAAGAAGGUAGAAUUUGUGGUGUUUUCCUAGAAGACUGAGUCAUGUUCGUGUCGACUCGGGAACGGGCAGCCUGCCCCUUCUCCCAAAUGCUGGGCCUGUGCCGAAGGCCCCUCAACACUCCCACUCUGUCUCUGCAUUGACCUCCCUGCAGCCCCUUCAUCCCACAACCCCCUCCCCCAAGGGAAGAGCGGUCUGGGGUAGGAUGGGGAGCCCGCAGGCCUGAUGUGACCUGACUUUUGUCACACACUCAUUCUGACUGAAUAAAAGUCCUGUUGCCAAAGUGAA
Hyaena hyaena (striped hyena) is the source of this 4316-nucleotide messenger RNA. It is a transcript of the gene IGDCC3, whose product is annotated as immunoglobulin superfamily DCC subclass member 3. Gene Ontology annotation, molecular function: protein binding. The transcript has 14 exons. Lineage: Eukaryota; Metazoa; Chordata; Mammalia; Carnivora; Hyaenidae. Gene Ontology annotation, cellular component: plasma membrane; axon. Gene Ontology annotation, biological process: axon guidance; cell-cell adhesion. The record is from RefSeq and is a predicted model, not a curated record. The coding region runs from base 229 to 2661 and encodes 810 amino acids.